Amorphotheca resinae ATCC 22711 is the source of this 1824-nucleotide messenger RNA. RefSeq lists its product as hypothetical. Gene Ontology annotation, cellular component: plasma membrane. Bases 1 to 1824 code for a protein of 607 amino acids. The record is from RefSeq and is a predicted model, not a curated record. The transcript is spliced from 5 exons. Gene Ontology annotation, molecular function: myosin binding. Gene Ontology annotation, biological process: cell-cell adhesion. NCBI's taxonomy places the organism in Eukaryota, Fungi, Ascomycota, Leotiomycetes, Helotiales, Amorphothecaceae.
AUGGAGGCCGUCGUAUUCGAUGACUCUCCGCUCGCCGAGUAUCUCGAAGGUGAGGGCGGCGACUAUCCCCAUGGCCUUUCCAGUCUCGAGCCUGAGCCUUCGUCAACCUCGUCGAGCCCAUCAUUUGCCCCGCGAGGCAGACCAACCGUUCGAUCGAAAUAUCGCCACAGAUUACCUCCCCCUAUACGGUUAGCAAUUCCGCAGAACAAUGCAGUCGCUGCGAUACAUGACACCUGUUCUAGGGCCGUUACUUCGCGACUGGGCAGCGCCGACAAUGCGAGAUUCCUAGAACGAUUUCGAUAUAUCAUAGUAGCCUCACAGCUUCUCAACACCCACUCAUAUCUUGGUCAGGGUCAUGGACAGUCACGAGACCCAUUGGUCAUACCGCCCAAUGCUCCGCAGGCUGGCGUGUUUACUCUGGCAGGAGUUGGGGUAACUGCUUGCUUUGCGUUCGCUCUGGCCUGGUUAAUUCACUGGACGAUGGACGCUGGAAAGUCCGUAUUUGGAAAGGGCCAUGUGGCUGCCUUUUUCCUCUUGUUGGUAUUAUGCUCAGUGAUAUCAUAUUCGUACAUGCGUCGGCAGUGGCUACAAUACCUGCGGCAGCAAUCUCUUGCAGAAGCAUCGGGGUUCGUCACUACCGCUCAGAAUCUUGAUAAUGCUGCGGCGGGGGCUUUGACAUUAGUCCAAGAGGUUGAACUGGUGUCUCGUGGCUACAGAAUAAGCAGUCCUCUUCCUCCUAUAAGCCGAAUAGAAGAUCAAAGUCAGACUAGGAGAUGUACACGACUAAGGAAGUGCCUCAGAAUAUGUUUUGCGGGCAUAAUUCCGCAAUACAGUCAAGCUUGUGCCGUUCUCAAACCCUUGACAGAACAACUGGAUCUCGAGAAGUAUUACGAUAUAUACGACAUAAGUGACGUCGACUUCUCAGAAGCAAUGCUGGGUUAUUCGGAAACCGAAUUUGAAGAUUUCGAGUCGUUACGAGUCUUGAAAAUUCUAGCUGCCAGAUUUCACAUCAUCAGAAAGGUGUUGCUUUGCUGUCUCCUAGCUCUGGAUGCGGACGGCGGGAAAUCCGAUUUCCCUCGCUGGAGUACUGCCGUGGAGGAGAUCCAUAAAGUCAGGGAAGUCACUAGUGAAGCAGAGGACAGACUAAGUCGGGUUCUAGGUGAAGAGGAGAAUUUUCCAGUACCGGCUACCCCGAAGCUACCUCUUACCCCAAGUCGUGAGCGAUGGCGAUCCCAAUUACGAAAAUUAAACUCCCUCUCAGCAGGUAUCCGAGGGCUCCAAGCAAAAUUGCAUGUUUUGCGGGAGGAAUCUGACAAGAACUUGAACGCUACGGAUGACGUGUCAGAGCUCGGAACGAGCCUCAUGAUCCAAUAUGAAUCCAUAGGGAUUGACCUCAAAGCUCUGAUGCAAGAAUGGGAGGAUGGAAAAGCGGCUCUCGCUUCGAACAUAGAUCGGAAUGAACGCCGUGUAUCUUCCAUGAGCGUAAUGUCACCAGCAAGUUCCUUGGGCGGCGCUACGGCAGUGGAAGAAGGGAGUGCGGCAGAUGCUCUAAAAAUCCUAAAUGGUGAGGUGACAUGCCGUUCGAGUAUGGACUUCAGCAGCUCCGAUGUGGAAGAAGUCUUUGAAGCCAUUGCUAUUCCAAAACAAAGAUCCAAAUUGACCCGGGAAGAACGAAUUCUGAAGAUGAGGGAAGAACGGGAGAAGAGGGAGGCUAUAAGGGAGAGAACGGAAUCUAAUACACAUAUGAUAAGAGAGCUGGAGUCGGUAAUAAAAAUGAGACCAAGGGGAAGGACUACUACUGGGGGAAGAAUCACAUCUAUAUAA